AUGGAUGAGGAAGAGACAGCUGAAUCGUUGAAAGAAGGUAGAAGUGAGACCACCUCGUUUGUCCCUGAAUAUUUGCCGGAGUCCAGUUUUGAAAAAUCCCCACCAGCCAUCCAAGACUCACAAUGCACUCUUUCAUCUAAUGCGACAACAUCAAGCAUCGACUCGAGAUCCCAACAUUUCCCUCAUUGCGCCAUUUGUGGAUUCAACGUUGAAGUCUACUUGGUUCAUUACAGAAGAAUCCGACCACCGACAAACAACAAUUGGAUUUUCCGUUUCAAAUGUCGCCGUAAGACGUGUAAUAAAUUUUUUGGACAUAGCUGGACCAAAAAGAGGGAUGGUGAAUUCGAGAUUAUAAAUGAAGAUGCGACUUUCGAAAAUUUGCCGUUCUUUUCCAGAUUCAAUCCGGACAUAGAUCCUGCUGAAUAUAACAAAAUUGUCACUCCUCAUCUAGCCGAGCAACAUGGCUCGGUUCGAAGGGGUAGACCGAAGAAAAUCAUUUCUCCAUUGCUCGUCCAUGACAGAGGUCCUGUACGUGGAGCCCCGAUUAAAAUUUCACUAGCAUCUCCGCCAAAGUCAUCAGCUGAUAAACCGCUUCUACUCCAGGAUCAAGAUGAACUCAAAAUGCCGAUUGAUGAAUGUACAAAUGAAUCGAUUGAUGUAACUGUCAAUAAGUCUAAAGAUGAGCCAUUUGUUCAAUCAGAAGUUUCUAAGCAACCAAAAUCACAAAAAAGGAUACGCAAACCACCACGACUUCCACCAAAGAGAACUAAACCGUUGAAGCACGAUGGAGUUAAAGAAUUUGGCGUUUCAAACGCUCCACUGCGAGUCUCAUCACCAAACGAUGCGUCAAUUCGCCGUUUUCAUUGCUGGACACAAACCAUGGAUUUGGCGCACGUGACUAGCUUCGCAAUUGAUGAAGUGAUGAAGAGAAAUGCCAAAGAAGAGGAGCAAAUAACUUCAGAAACAAGCGCACUGGAACCUGGUCCAUCAAUGUCAACAAAUAAGGAAGCGGUGUCGGCACGUCAGCUCAUCGUUGCUUCACAUGCAAUCGGUCAAGCGCGCAAAAGUGAAGAGAAAAUGCGAGUGGAAAGGGAUCGAUUGAAAGAUGCGCUCGCUCUGCUGCUUACCCAGAUGCAUUCACUCAAACGCCAGCAUAUUGAAGACACUCGCCGAAUAAGGGAUGAUAUUGAUGCGGCAAAACACGAAAUGCGCACAUAUCACGGAGAAUUGGGUAUCGAAGCAAAUAUGAUAAAAAGUGUGAUUGAUAAAGUGAAGAAAGCACAAGGAGAAAAGCUGAAAGAUAUUGAAAAGAAUAACAAGAAGUUGAAGGGACAACUCGAGCUGAUGGAAACAAAAUAUCAACACGCUGAGGCACAAUCGAAUAAAUAUCAUCGCGAAUUGGAAGAACGUGAUCGAAAAGUGGCACUUGUUACGGCGGAAAAAUUAGAAGUAGCAAAGAAGUUGGAGGACAAACUCUUUUUGGAUAACAACCAAAAAUGUUUUCACUGCACCGAGUCGUCGAACCUGAAGAAUUUUUACGAGAGGCAGGCAAAAACAAAAGCCGAAACAGUCGAUAAAUUGGAGGCGGAGAAUAGAAAAUUGAUCAGCGAAUUAGAAGGAUCCCAACAAAUUGUGACCACAUUGAAGAAAAAUGAGGGAAGACUGAAAUAUGAACGAGACACUUAUGAGGCAGAGAAUCGGAGAUUAUUGGCGAGGCCGGGGAUCAAAAAGACCGAAGAGGAGAAUUUGAUCAAGAACGAUCAAUCAAAUCGAAGUAGCGACGGAACGAAAUCGGCCUCUCCGCAAAUUCACUCAUCACCUAAUGGAUAUACCGUUCCUUCACAAUCACCCAAGCAAACGCAAGCAACGCAUAAAUUGGCUCCUUUACCGACUUUUGCUCCUUUGUCCACCACUGACCAAGUGCCGGUUGCCUUUGCGAAUUGGAUCACGAAACCAAAACCAGCCGAGCCACUAGGGAAAACAAUGACUGAUCAACAUCAACGAAAGUUUGAAAACAACGCGGAGAAGAAAAAGAAGAAACUUGAAAAGCGAGAAAAUCCUGAAGUGCAAGCUAGCAUUGAGAAGGUUGAACUGCAAGCGACUAAAGAAACGACGGCACCAGAACCAACCACUUCUCAAAUCCCGCUUAAGAAACCCCGUGUCGAAACACCACCAAUAAUUGUAAAUGGCCUCACAUCUUCGAUUGCAAAAGAGAGAGUUAAUUCGCCAGUGCCAAAUGCACAAUCGAUCAAGAAGAUUGUCAGUCCUUCUCCACAGAACGGUCAAAUUGCCAAGAAACCCUUGCCAGCGCCGGGUGGAUCAAAAAUCGUGCCACCAAAAGCCAAUCCAGCUCACAAUAAAGUCUCGUCUCGUCCAACCUACCUCGAAAAUUCGCCAAAGCCGGUCGUCAAGCCAUCGUGGUUACAACACGAAGCUCGUCAAAAUGUUCAUCGACCUCAUCCAAAUGAACCAGCGCCGAACAUGGGACGAUAUUGGAACCCUCAAAUACCGGUGGUUAAUGGGCCAAUAAAUCCUCCCCACCGGGCGUGGAUUGGAACCGAGACGCCGGAUUGCCGUGGCAUCGCCGGCCAAAUGCCCCCAAUGGGUCUUUUAACCCACCACCUUCCAACGAUUCAUGGGUACCCCCUUCGAGCAACAUUCAACGAAGGGGAUUUUGGGAAUGAUGCGCAGCAUCAUACAAGCUUUACGAACGCCCACGAAAUGCAUAAUCGAGCAAAAGAUAAUGAGAGUCGAUGGGAUGUCAAAUUCUUUCACUCAAUUGUGUAUUGGAGUUCCCUGCGACCC
Mesorhabditis belari is the source of this 2805-nucleotide messenger RNA. The record is from the annotation of a GenBank genome assembly. Lineage: Eukaryota; Metazoa; Nematoda; Chromadorea; Rhabditida; Rhabditidae.